AUGGCAGUGAAGGAGAUUCUGAUCUCGGAGGAGACCGACUCUGCUAUCCGUGAGGCUACGCGAGAAGUCGAACUGCUGCGCAGUUUGAAGCACGAGAAUAUCGUGAAAUACUUGGGCUGUCACGUGGACAACACCGCGCAGACGCUUUCAAUCUUCACUGAAUGGGUCCCCGGAGGAAGCCUCGAGCACAACCGUAAGCUUUUUGGCGGUAAUGAGCGCGUCGUCCGUCGAUUCACCCACCAGCUUCUCUCUGGCGUUGCCUAUCUUCACUCGAAAAACAUUAUUCACCAUGAUAUCAAGCCGGCGAAUAUCCUGGUAGACCAGAAUGGCGUCGUCAAGAUCGCUGACUUCGGUUCUUCUCGCCUGAUCAACAGCGCCACGAUGGCUAGCAAUUCUUCCCGAUCGUUGCAUGGCACACCUAACUACAUGGCUCCUGAAGUCAUCAAGCAGACUCAUGGGCGCAACCGCAAGGCCGAUAUCUGGAGCGUUGGCUGCACUGUGCUGCGGCUGCUUACAGGACGACCGCUCUGGGGCGACCGUCACUUCGACGCGCAGGCUGCUCUGCUCUACUACAUCGCAAACCUGCAGGAAUUGCCCCCGUUACCCGGCGAACUAUCGCCAGAAGCUCGCGAGCUCAUCUUGGCCUGCCUCCAGAUUGACCCAGCAAAUCGCCCCAGCGCAGCGGAGUUGCUGGAAUUCCCGUUCGCCAAGUGCGCCGGUCACAAAUCUGAACCUGUUGCCCCCGAGCCGGUGACAGCAGCCCCAAGGCGGCACACCAAUGCCCCAAGACGCCACACAGCACCGGUAGUACCCUCCCCACCCGUCAGUCCCUCGCAGCGCCCGCGCCGAUCUGAGCGUCACCAUGAAUCGUCGAAAGAGGCGAAGGCUGCUGUCAACGAAACUCCAGCCGACCAGACUCGACGAGCAUCGCUUGUUGCAACAUUGUUCUCGCCAAGUGAUGACUCCACAACCAGAUCCGGGAACAAUGAAGACCACGUCGUGUCAAGAUGGGACGACCGCCCGAUCAUCGCAGCCGCAGCCCGAAAGGAACGCGAGAAGUACGAGGCUGAACUCGCUGAAGCAUCACGCCGCAACCAAGAGCGCCAGCGCAGGUAUCAACAAGAGGUCGCCGCGUACAUUCGUGAGUCAUUUGCUGGACGAUCGUAG
This is a messenger RNA of Phytophthora sojae, 1167 nucleotides long. RefSeq lists its product as hypothetical. Gene Ontology annotation, molecular function: protein kinase activity; ATP binding. Gene Ontology annotation, biological process: protein phosphorylation. The coding region runs from base 1 to 1167 and encodes 388 amino acids. NCBI's taxonomy places the organism in Eukaryota, Oomycota, Peronosporomycetes, Peronosporales, Peronosporaceae. The transcript has 3 exons. The record is from RefSeq and is a predicted model, not a curated record.